AUUCAAUGGAAAUUUAUUGGAGGAAAUCAUAACGUUGUUCAAAUGUCUUAUAAGGGCUCAUGUGAAAUGCUUUCUAGGCCAGAAGCUUUUCGAUCCGAAACGAAUCCACCAAGCAAAAUGUUUGAGAUCGUUAUUAAAGAAACAAAUGAUACAUAUUAUUAUAUGUGUGCCGUGGGUACUCAUUGUAGGACUGCUGGAAUGUGGGGUGCCAUUAAUAUCGUUCCUCCUCCUAGAGAAACUUACGUUCUUCCUUCAGAAGAUAAAAAAAGUAGCCCAACUGAAAAACCAAUCGGAAUGAUACUUGGUGGCGUGUUUGGUUUUCUAAUAGUUUCAGUUGCGGGAUUCAUUUUAUUUAAAAAAUAUAAAUCGAAGCAAUCGUCAAAGAGAACAGGUCCUGAAGUCAUUAAGAUUAUUGGUAAAGAAGGAAAAAUUCCCGCUCAAGAUCUUAAGAAACCUGAUCAGGUCAAAAUUGAUAAUGUUGCCAAAGUUGUAUAA
Molecule: messenger RNA, 495 nt
Organism: Funneliformis mosseae
Lineage: Eukaryota; Fungi; Glomeromycota; Glomeromycetes; Glomerales; Glomeraceae
Source: the annotation of a GenBank genome assembly